GAGCGCACUCCAGAGACCAUUUAAGCGCGUCUGCCCCGCUUGAACGCAACAUUGUCAGACGAGAGGUUAGCGCGGUCGCAGCAACAAAGGACUAACAAAAUAGGAAGGAAGACCCGCAGGAAUAGAAAGUACAGAGGCCGGAAACGUGUUCGUCAGAUGUCCCCAGUCGUUGUGUGAUAAGUUUAGUUCGUGAUCCACAUCAAGAUUAGUGUCUCUCCACCCUCCUCGCCAAGUGAAGUGGAAGCGAAUUGAAGUGUCAGCUAUGGCCCACUCCAUCUGGCUGUUGCUGGUGGCCCUGCUAACCCUGGUGAACAGUCGCUCGAUCCGCCAACUGCCGAGCGGCUACUCCGGCGGGCCGCAGCACCAUCCACUGCUGCCCAACGGCUACUAUGGACAGCCGUUUGCCUACCAGGCACCCUAUGGAUACGGCUACCAGGCACCACCACCGGUAUUCAGUCCACCGGGCAGCUAUUACGAUAGCGUCUAUGGCGUCUACAAGCCUUUCCCCGGAGGCGGAAUCCCUGUUCGAAUAGAUUAUAACAAUCGCUGCUCGAGGAACUACGUGGGGAUUAAGCCACAUCCCGACCAGCAGGAGUACUACUAUGUCUGCCAGCCCAAUUGUGUGAUCUUUAGCAAGUGCCCGAAACUCGAGAGCUUCAAUACGAGCAGUGGUCGCUGCGUCCAUCGGGUCCAGCCACAGGCGCCCCCCUGUGUGAAGGAAGGACGGUUCGCCCAUCCGAGCGACUGCCGGGUCUACUACAGGUGCGACAAAAACGAGUCGUUACCGUGGCUCUUUGGCUGCCCGUCGGGGACCAUUUUCUCGCCAUUAAAAAAGAAGUGUAUUCCUGGCGACGAGUGCCCAUCGACAGAGAUCUCAAACAGCGGCAGCUAUAUACCCGUUAACUGCGAGAUCAAGUUCCCCGAGUGCACGGAAGAGGGCACCUUCCGGUCGCCCACCGACUGCGCCCUCUACUACACCUGCAAAUUGCAGGAGAGUGGAAACUAUCUGCAAACCCGCUUUAAGUGUCCCGGAAGCAACAGCUACGACCCGCAGCGAAGACUCUGUCGACCACAAAGUGAGGUCAGGUGCCAUGAUUAUGUUCCAGUUCCACAGGUUCCCUACCCUCCUCUGCCACAUUUCUACCCGUAUCCAGCUCCUCCUACCCUUUACGAGGAGGAUGACUAUGACACGGCAUCAGGAACAAAAGAACAGGGAAAUGAGCAGUCUGUGUUGCAGUCCGGAAAGGUCGACAAGCCGUCGGUGAAUGUUGUCAUUCUUCCCACGACUACUACAACUACUGCUUCCCCUCGAAUCUAUCCUUCCUAUGAAUAUCCACCGUAUCAGUACGGAUCCGAACCUGCAGCUGAGAGUCUCGUAGAGGAAGAUUCCGCCACUAUAAGAUCCAAGCCGUCAGUCAAUAUAGUCGUCUUUCCGACAACACCAAAGUACACCAGCAAGGGAACCACCAAAUACCAGUAUAAAAGAUACACCUAUUCUACAGCCAAAAAUAAUGAAGUUACCGAGGCACCGGAACAGAUGGAAACCCUCAAGGCUUUCAAGGGACAUCUGUCCGAAAGAAUUGUUAUUCUGCCAACCUCCUCCACACCCGGCGGCACUUCAAAGAGUACAACAGUGAAACGAGAGAGCUCCACCGAGGCACCGUCUAAUCCUACAAUGCCCACAACGCCUCCACAUUGCGUGCCGCCGGCUACACCAACUGCGAAACCAGCAACUACAUCCACGACCAUAGCUACUACUGACAAACCGGAAACGACCACACAGAAAUCGACAACAACCAUAACCACAACUCCAAAGCCAACAAAAACCACUCAAGAAACGACAACAGAAAAAAGCACCACUCAAAAGCCAACGACAACACGAAAACCGGCAACUACACCCACAGUUGAAACGACGACAACUCCGAAAUCAACUACAACGAUGAAGUCGACAACUAUUACAAGCACCACUCAGGAACUAACAACGACAACUCCGAAAACGACGACAAUUACAACCACAGCUCCUAAAACAACAGUGACAACUCCGAAAUCAACAACUAUUACAAGCACCACUCAGGAACUAACAACGACAACUCCGAAAACGACGACAAUUACAACCACAACUCAUAAAACAACAGUGACAACUCCGAAAUCGACAACUAUUAAAAGCACCACUCAGGAACUAACAACGACAACUCCGAAAACGUCGACAAUUACAACCACAACUCCUAAAACAACAGUGACAACUCCGAAAUCAACAACUAUUGCAAGCACCACUCAGGAACUAACAACGACAACUCCGAAAACGUCGACAAUUACAACCACAACUCCAAAAACAACAGUGACAACCCCGAAAUCGACAACUGCUACAAGCACCACCCAGAAACUAACAACGACAACUCCGAAAACGUCGACAAUUACAACCCAAACUCCUAAAACAACAGCAACAACUCCGAAAUCGACAGCUAUUACAAGCACCACUCAGGAACUAACAACGACAACUCCGAAAACGUCUACAAUUACAACCACAACUCUUAAAACAACAGUGACAACUCCGAAAUCAACAACUAUUACAAGCACCACUCAGGAACUAACAACGACAACUCCGAAAACGUCGACAAUUACAACCACAACUUCUAAAACAACAGUGACAACUCCGAAAUCGUCAACUAUUACAAGCACCACUCAGGAACUAACAACGACAACUCCGAAAACGUCGACAAUUACAACCACAACUCCUAAAACAACAGUGACAACUCCGAAAUCAUCAACUAUUACAAGCACCACUCAGGAACUAACAACGACAACUCCGAAAACGUCUACAAUUACAACCACAACUCCUAAAACAACAGUGACAACUCCGGAAUCAACAACUAUUACAACCACCACUCAGGAACUAACAACGACAACUCCGAAAACGUCUACAAUUACAACCACAACUCUUAAAACAACAGUGACAACUCCAAAAUCAACAACUAUUACAAGCACCACUCAGGAACUAACAACGACAACUCCGAAAACGUCGACAAUUACAACCCAAACUCCUAAAACAACAGCGACAACUCCGAAAUCGACAGCUAUUACAAGCACCACUCAGGAACUAACAACGACAACUCCGAAAACGUCGACAAUUACAACCCAAACUCCUAAAACAACGGUGACAACUCCGAAAUCAACAACUAUUACAAGCACCACUCAGAAACUAACAACGACAACCCCGAAAACGUCGACAAUUACAACCACAACACCGAAAUCGACAACUGUUACAAGCACCACUCAGAAACUAACAACGACAACUCCGAAAACGUCGACAAUUACAACCACAGCUCCUAAAACAACAACUACAACUCCGAAAUCGACAACUAUUACCAGUACCACUCAAAACCCAACAACUACAACACACAAAACGUCGACUAUAACAACCACCACAGUACAAACAACAACUACAACUCCGAAAUCUACAACUAUUACCAGUACCACUCAAAAACCAACAACAACAUCUUCGAAAACUUCGACUAUUACAACGACAACAGCUCAACCAUCAUCAGCACCAUCGACAAAAACAACAAGUCCCCAACCGUCAAGUACCACCACACUUCAAACAACGACGAAAAUGACCACCCAGCCGUCAACUAAGACAACUGCCAAGAGAACGACUGUGGAGAUCCCAAGCACGUCCACUGCAGCCAUUAGUACUCCGACGACCACUCCUUCGAGCGAGGAGACGACUGUAACAAAACCAGCCUGCCCUGAUCAUGGAUCUACCGAAGAUACAAAGACACACAUUGCAUGUACACAACAAAAUCAACUACAAGAACAAGAACCAAUACAAAGACCACAAGAACUCAAAAAUACAAACACCAACACCGAAUUAUCAAUAAGUAAGAAUCUGUUCGUUAGGGAGAAAGAUUUGCAGGAGCAUGUGGUAGCCCACAACUUCGUUUCCAGUGAACUGAACCUUGACUACAUGGAUGACGCGGCACUGGUGGAAGUAGACGGCAAAGCGGAAGUGGAUGCGACAGUCGACAAGCGCACGACAGAGAGUCCCACAGAGAGUCCCACAGAGAGUCCCACGACAAAAGAAUCCGCAAUGUCAACGAUGGCUGCGGCACAUCUGCUGGAGAAGCUGUUCCAUGUGAUAUCCACCCCUCCGCCGACCACCAUUCGCACUCCCACUCCUAGUGUGACCCUCGCCCAGCUGGCCAGGCAUAACCUGGCCACGUCCAAGCCUUUCAUUGCCGAGUCUCUGCGGCUAUCCAUCAAACAGUUGGCCUCAACGCACAAGCGCUCAAUUCAACAGAAGUCCGCUAUGAUGGUAGCGCUAAACUCUACGAAGGAGGAUCACGAAGACUCCGAAUAUUAUGACAGCGAAACAUCUGAGCUCUACGAAGAUAGAGCGAACGAUGUUGUAGAGAUGGAGACUACUAAAGCCAUGGCUAGCACUACCUCAGCCGCUGUGGUCCCGGCUCUGCCCACAUCCCCCCACCAGGAGCGGGUUGAAAGCACUUCCACUACGUCCAGGCCACUGCCGCAUCACUCUUCCACAACGAUGGCUAGUGAUUCGGAGUACGCGGAUAAUUAUGUGGACUCUGACUAUGUUAAUGAUGAAGCUCAGCCCUCGGGCUUAGAAUUGAGAAACGAUGUUUUCGGAGAAGCGAAGAGCUUGGACACAGAAGCACACAAGAGAAUGCUGAUGAGGCUUCUCAAAGAGAAGUUAACCCACCCACAAGAGGUCAAGAUGUCGACUACAACCACUGAAUCAUCUCAGAAAAGUUUUCUCAUGAGUCUGCUAAAAGACAGGCUUAACCUACCGAAAGAGUCCCAAAUAACAACCACAUCCACUGAAACGCCUCAAAAGAGUUUCGUGAUGACCCUGCUGAAAGAGAGGUUAAGUCGUCCGCAAGAGACUAAGACAAUAACGCGACCACUGCAGAAAAGUUUUCCAAUGAGCAUGCUCAGGGAGGAACCUUCGGAUCCAGAAGAGAUUUCCACAUCCACAGCAACACCUCAGACAUCCACAUCCACAGCAGCACCUCAAAUAUCCACUUCCACAGUGGCAGCACAUAAAUUGCCAUCCACAGCAGCACCUCAAAUAUCCACAGAAGCAGCUCCGACAUUCCCAUUCCCCAGCACGGGUACGAAUACGACAGCGCCUGCAGAGGAUCCUGCAAGAAAUUCGAGCAAUCUCAGCUCCGAGUAUUAUGAGGAUGAGGACUACGAUUCUCCGAGCGAUGCAGAGAGUGCGGACCAAGUGAAUGCCACAGAAGGAUCUGUUGAAGGCAAGAAGGACAUCGAACAACGGCCAGGCACUGCGAAGCGACACUCCGUCCUACCAGGGCCGCAAGCGAUCAGCACGAUUUCUAUUGAAAAUGAACUAGCGAUGAACUGGGACGAAGUCAAAAUGCAAUCUAGACCUGAGAAUGAUGGGUUUCUGCUUAAAGCGCUACCCAUUAGGGGAAAUCCUCUUGACAUUUCCACCGCUAGUUCAAUAAAACAAAUACAGCCGCCCUUGGGUCUGGGUGCAUCGCCAACAGAGGCUCCAAGAACCACACAAAAAUCAGCAAUAAUAAUAGAAAGCACCACAUUAGCAACAUCAACUACACCAAUUAGAAAAGAAAAAUCAAGAGCAGCUUCAAAAAUAGCAACAAGUGUAUCAACAAUAGCACCCACAACAGAUUCAACAUUAACACCAAUCACAAGCAGACGACCAUCAACAGUUGAUGACGAAAGUACAACAACACCAACAGCCGAAAAGGCAUCCACAAUACCACCAACACCUGAAAUCAGAACAGAAUCUGAAUCAGAAUUAAUCACAGCAACAAGACACAAAGAAGUCCUGAGAGUAAACAGCAUGCCUUGGCUGCUGGAGGCCCAGAACCAAACCGUACAUCUAACGCCAAUUUCCAUUGCCACUAAGUAUGGUAACCCAGUGACCCAUGAUGUUAAUCGUUCGUUCAACCCCUUAGUGUCUAAUCCUGGCGACUAUGCCACCGAAAAGGUGCCCGAGCUCAUCCUGAAGGUGUUUGAGCCCAUCGACUUGAAGAUUGUAUUCUGCCCAAAGUCCUGCGAAGAGGACCACGACCACAAAUAUGACCCAGCUGAUAAUUAUAAGAAGCCCAAUUGCUUGGGGAGCUGUGACGAUGACCAUCCACCGGCCCACCACAGCGUAGAUCUCAAGUGGAAGCCGCUGACGCUGAAGGACACCGCCAGCUUUCAAACCAUCACGUAGACUGGCAGCACAGAGGCCGUAAGCCUAAGCCUCCACAACAUUCGAGUUUGUACUUAUUGCAAUUCACGUAUUUAGUUUACUUUAAUUAUACUUAAUAAAUAAAUAAUAUUUUAAAAGAUA
Messenger RNA from Drosophila pseudoobscura, 6346 nucleotides. RefSeq names its product Mucin related 2B (gene Mur2B). Lineage: Eukaryota; Metazoa; Arthropoda; Insecta; Diptera; Drosophilidae. Gene Ontology annotation, cellular component: extracellular region. The record is from RefSeq and is a predicted model, not a curated record. The transcript has 5 exons. Gene Ontology annotation, molecular function: chitin binding. The coding region runs from base 263 to 6226 and encodes 1987 amino acids.